CUCAAAUCUCGACGAGAGUCAAAUGAUUCCAUAACGUCUUACCAUUCGUAAUGCCGAUAAUGAUAAAACGUUCGAUAUUAUUUCUAUAUAUUUUUGUGUUAUAUUCAACUAUCGUUAGUGCAAUCGAACCAGUUUCAAAAAAUGUUGAAAUCGAAAGCAAUGUUACAGAGGAUAAUAAUAUUAUCGAAACACAAUAUGCAGUUUGUAAAAUUUCGACGGAAGAAUUAGUCGCAAAUGCACAUGCUACCGUAACGAAAGUUCUCACAGGAGCCUGCAAUGCAAAAACAGUAGAAGCGAGAUUUCAAAAAUUAGAAAAGAAUUUAUCCGACGAAUUACAGGAGAUCAAGAUACUUCUUCGUACGUUAAUGGAACAACGUGAUAUUUCUUCGAAAAUCAAUGAUACGAUUUAUCGAAAUAACAAACAAAAUGUUAAAUUUAAUUACAAGAUUUUUUACAACAAUCAUAACGUUUCUCCAAGGCAAAACGAGAUCAAUGAAUUUAAUUAUACGAUCAAAACGGAAUCAUUGAAUAAAUCCUCGAAAUUUUUUACGUAUUAUUGGGAAAUCAGAGAUUUCGAGGAGAAACUUUCGAAAUGGGAUAGAACACGUUUCGAGCGUAGCUCAACUUUUUACGUGGGUCAACCUGGGUACGCGAUGUAUUUAAAAAUUAUACCGAAAUAUUUUCCAGAUGGUACGGUGUUUAUAAGCGUUGGUUUAACGCGUGGUCGAUACGAUUCGUUCGUUAAAUGGCCAUUCUCUUAUAAAAUCCAAUUGUCGAUUUUAGAUCAGUCAUUAGAAGAAUGGCAAGAGGAUCGACCUUCUCGAAUUUGGGAUCCAACUGCACUUUGUACAGAAUAUUUUUGGAAACGGCCUAUAUCAAUUGGUGAAAUGGAUAAUCCAGAAUGCGUUGGGUUAAGUAUCCCAAGAAAUGUUAUACUCUCUAGAUUACCUUUGGUCUUUCGUACUGGUAAAAGUCAAUCUCGAUAUAUUUGGAAUGACAGUAUAUUAGUGAAACUCGUUAUCUAUUUAUAAAUAUUACCGAUCUUUGAGCGUCAUUCGAAGUGAUUUCGAAAGAAAAAAUCCAAUAUUUGUUCUUCUUUUUACAACAUGAAAUUCGUUUAUUAUAAUUUCUUUCACAGAUAUAACACUUUUUUUAUGACAUAAAAUAUCAGAAUUAAUUAUAAUACGAUCUAUAGC
Messenger RNA from Vespula vulgaris, 1196 nucleotides. RefSeq lists its product as uncharacterized. Bases 51 to 1031 code for a protein of 326 amino acids. NCBI's taxonomy places the organism in Eukaryota, Metazoa, Arthropoda, Insecta, Hymenoptera, Vespidae. The transcript has 5 exons. The record is from RefSeq and is a predicted model, not a curated record. Gene Ontology annotation, molecular function: protein binding.